AAUAGAAAUCUGUUGUACUUUACCGGUACUGUAACACGGGUUUAAAGGUAGUUAUUGGUGCGCGUGUUGCGGAGUAAGACGGUAGUGAACUGUAUGUGAGUGGUGUUACGAGUGAAGUGUUGCACUAUGUCUGUCAAAAGCGUCAGUGCUCUUCAUUUCGCUGCAGCUAGUGGUGAGUUGGAGAAGCUUGUGCAUUUGAUUCGAAAAGGUGGAAAUAUUGAUGUCGAAGACGAUUGUAAGGUAAGGCCGCUACACGUCGCGGUUUUCUGGGGCCAUGUUCAUAUUGUUAAAGAACUUGUCAAAUAUGGAUGCGAUGUAAACGCUGGAUCUAUAGGUGUGACAUACCAUUCUCAGAUAGAAUCUAAUGUGACACCUUUGCACAUCGCUGCCGAGACAAAUCAUCUCGUAAUCAUAUGCGCACUGAUUGAUGCGGGAGCUAAAGUUAAUAGUGCGACAUCUCUAGGUGCCACACCGCUUCACGUAGCUGCUGCCGAAGGCGGAGCGAGUGUAGUCAGUAGACUUAUAAGAGCUGGCGCAGAUAUAGAUGCCUGUGACGCACAGAAAAUGACGCCCCUGUUCCUUGCUAUAAAAUCUGAUCAGACAGACAGUGCAUUGUUGUUGCUCCAGUCAGGAGCGCAGUUCGACGUUGCGGGUCCAAACUGUUUAACGCCACUGCACCUGGCUUGCAGACGUGGGAAUGUUGUAGUAGUGACGAAUCUGCUAGAUAGAGGAGCGAAAAUUAAUGCAAAGUCUUUCACAGGCCAAACGCCACUGCAUGUGUCGGUUAUCAGGAAACAUUUCCUAGUGACACACAUCUUGGUAAAACGCGGCGCAGACGUUAACAUCAAGACUAACGACGGUUACAGUGCACUACAUGUGGCAAUAAAAUGCGACCGAUCGAUCAAUGUGAUUAAACAGCUUAUUAAGGAUGGGGCGGAUGUGAAUGAGAGAGCGACAGACGGAAGUAGUCCCAUGCAUUCCGCAGUCGAAAACCGCUCUCCAGAUAUAGUUCGAGCUCUGCUUCAGGGCAAGCCUGAUGUUAAUGUGUGUGACAAAAACGGGAGAACGCCUCUGCAUACGGCUGCUGUAAACGGUGAUUUGGAGAUAGUGCAGUUACUGGUCACUCACGGAGCACUCGUUAACUGCACCGAUGCUAGGAACAGCACCCCACUUCAUUUUGCCGCUGCCUGUGGACAUGUUGCCGUUGUUGAGUUCCUCACGAAGAAAGGGGCAAACGUAAAUGCUGCUGACGAAGCCAAGUGGACACCUAUACAUUUCGUCGCCGAAACUGGCGUUCCGCUGACCGACUCCGAAGAUAACGACAUACAUUCCAGAGUGGACGUAAUGAAAUCUCUUGUUGCCAGCGGAGCUCUAGUAAAUGCUCGAAAUGAAAAGGAUGAGUUGCCAGUACAUAUAGCGGUCAAGUCAGGCAAUGUUACCAUUACAAAACGUCUGCUUGACAGUGGAGCUUACAUAGACGUCAACAUUCCAUUCGGAUCCGGUAAGAGCCUAUCGCUUAAAGAUUAUACCAUCAUGCGGCUCAACUUGCCUCUCAUCGUUGUCUUAAACGUAACGGAGAAAUUAUUUCCUGCUAUCAAAGCAGGGAGUGUUGACCGUGUGAAAAGCUGUGUGGACAAUGGGGCAGUCCUAAACUGUAGAAGUGUCAAGUUUGGAACACCACUUAUCCACGCUAUCUGUGAAGGACACAUUCGCAUCGUCAAUUUUCUUCUUGAUAAUGGAGCUGCUGUAAAUAUGAUUCAUGGAAAAACUCUGUUGGCACCGUUGCAUUACGCAGCGAAAUUGGGCUAUUACAAAAUUGUAUGUGCCCUGCUUUCACACGGAGCGUCCUAUGACAUCAAAAGUGAGAGCAAAGAAACUCCCUUGUCCUUUGCUGACAAUGGAGCUCAUCGCCACACCGUCAAGCUAUUGCAGUCUGUUACUGAUUUCUUUCAAGCAUUCAAGAAAGGUAAAACUGGACACUUGAAAGAAUUGCAGUCUUUGAAAGAAAAGAAGACUAUGGAAUUUGCAGCAAUUACCAACUGCCGCAAUGAAGAAGGAGACACCCUGGUGCAAGUAGCAAUUAAAAAUCAACAUAAGGAAAUAGCAACUGAAGUUGUCAGAUUGCUUAAGAAAAACUAAGACCAAUAUUUUCUCAAAGUUUUGAAUUGUUUUGUGUGACAUACCCUAAUUGUCAAUAUAAUAAAUAUUUUUGUGUGUUAAUACAGAUGUUUUCAGAAGUGAUUCAAGGUGAAUACUUCCAGUACUGUAUCGGUGUUAACAUUAGAAAGUCAGGGACUAAUUGAAGUUAUAUGGCUGUAUAAAGUGUUUAACAUAUCGUAAUGUUUAUUGAUUUUUUCAUGUGUGUAACAUCAGGACAGAGACAUAACUAGUAAAUGGCAAAUUAAAUGGGUACUUGCUACAACAACUUGGAACAUCAUUUUUAUAUUUCUUGUUAUUUUUUUGUUUUUCAAUGGUAAUAUAUGACUUCAGUACAUCAGGAUUAAAUUUUCUACUGAAUACUCUCCCUUACAUUUUGGAUGCUUAUCAUAUUUCCUAAGCAUUGCUUAUACAUUGGCAUAUUAUUAUGGGUCACAAAUUCUUGCAGCAGCUUUUUGCUAAAGUAAAAAGAUUUGUGAAAGUUUCUAUAAACUCCUGUUGACAUCUACCAACUGAAUACAGAAUAUCAGUACACUUUGCUGCCUCAGCAAGUGAAAGCUACUUUCUCAAAGCAAUAUGAUGAGCCACAAUUACCACCUACAGCUUGUUGACAGUUAGGGCAUUUACGUUAAACUGUGGAUGUAAUAACAUUCCAAACACACACAUUUCCUUCUCAGAAUUGAGGUAUGAAGAAAAUAUAUUUCAGUAGGUUUUGUACUACCGUAAGAGCUGCAGUAAGGGCAGUGAGAUCAUAGCUAUGGAAGAUAAUUAUGUUUACCUUUUUAUUGUUAUACCACAUCACUUUAUUUGCUACUUUUUUUUCAAAGUAGGUCUUGUUUGACCAAAAUUGUUAACUUAAACAUGUCCUUUCCUAAUUCCAUCUGGUAGAACAUUGAAGAUAAUAAGUUCCUGUAAUAUUAUUCUGGUAUUUUUGAAAUUGGUUCAAUUUUUAGUCACUGCAAUAUGUGUUAUGUAAUAUUAUUCAAUUCAUUGGUAGGUUUCCCAUUUACAGAGUUGAUAUAAUUCAAACUGUUAUUAUGACAUUUAAUUCAUAAUUAGUUUUUGAUACUGCUGGCUGUAUUUUUAUAUUUAUAUCCACAGAUAUUUAGCUAAAUAUUUCCUUUGUAAUUUCUCUACAGGCAAUCAUUUAAAAAGUUGUACCCAGAGGUAUACAGGAUCUAUUUUCAAGUGUGAACAUGUACAACUGAGUUUGCUUGUGUUUUACAGGUCAACUGAUAUUGUGCCCAUAAAGUAAAAUUAAUUGGCAUUUUUAAUAGUAUGUUCUCAUGUCUUCUACAUCAUUAGAGCGUAAACUAUUUUUGUAUUGGUUGUUUGGUGGUAAAAUUAAUUAGCAUUUUUAAUAGUACGUUCUCUUGUCUUCUACAUCAUUAGGGUGUACAUUACUUUUUUUUGUACUGGUUGUUUGGCACUGAUUUUUUCACAUGGUGUUUAUGUUUUCAAAACUACAUCAUAGGUGUGUUUGUUGCAGUAUUUGUUAUUUUUGCCCAUAUUUUGUAAAACCUUGCUUUUAUAUUGCAUAUCAGGAAAAAUUUGUAUGUUUUAUAGAGUUUUGUCCAUAGUUCACAGUGACUCAGGUCUGGUAAUAUUUUGUAUUUACUGUUCAGUUACUGUUGAUAUUUAUAACUACAUGUAAAAAGAACACUACAGUGUGUAAAGAUGUAAGAAAAUCUGAUUCAUGGAUUAUUUCA
Molecule: messenger RNA, 3866 nt
Organism: Schistocerca americana (American grasshopper)
Lineage: Eukaryota; Metazoa; Arthropoda; Insecta; Orthoptera; Acrididae
Product: ankyrin-1-like
Exons: 1
Coding region: 127-2139 (670 amino acids)
Molecular function (GO): protein binding
Source: RefSeq, a predicted model, not a curated record